GUAUUUUUCCUAUGCCCGGUCCGUGCAUUCUGGUUGUGAAGGCUGAGUUCUAGAGAUCGGGUCGGCUUUCUACGCGGCUCUCGUGGAACCUAGCAAAGAAAGACAGUGAAGACUGCAGGACCUUCCUUCGCGCUUUUGUUACAAUCCAUGACCCCUGUCGUGGGACGGGCGGCCUCUCGCGGAGGUGUCUGCCGGGGCUGGGCUCUUACCGAGGCCUCCACACACGUCCUCUUGUCCUUGUCUCCCCCAGAAGCAGCCGCCUUAGUCUUGUGAGCGUUUUUACACCGGGUAGAUUGAGACUUGGAGUGCUACACUCAGCCCGAGGGCGUCCAGCGCGGUGGAGGCGUGGGGUUUCGGCUGAGCCCACAGGGCACAGACUGUUCAUCCGCUUCUCAUGGCAGCGGCGGUGCUGAUGGACCGGGUUCAGAGUUGUGUGACCUUCGAGGAUGUGUUCGUGUACUUCUCUCGGGAGGAGUGGGAACUCCUUGAGGAGGCACAGAGAUUCCUGUACCGUGAUGUGAUGCUGGAGAACUUUGCACUUGUGGCUACACUAGCUUUCAUUUUCCCAGUCCCAUGCAGUUGCGCAGUUGGAGGGGGCAGAAAACCUUGGGUGCCUGACAGGGCAGACAUCACUGCAGCCACAGUAAAGGAGACCUACAGAGGGCAUGGCCCUGCUGAAUGGGAGCUGGAAGAGGGUAUCUGUUAUGGUUGGGUUCAAAUCGAACCUUCAACUUGUUUUGUGUUUGUCAGUGUUUUGUUGCCAAGGCCCAUAGUGAUUCUUCACAUCUACUUUACUUUCCUCAUUCUUGGCACUUUUUCCAUUUGUCAUUUCUCACGUGUCUUCCAUCCUUUGGGUGUUUUCCCACUUUUCUGGCCUCCGUGUUUCAAUUGCUCUCUUCAACACUAGCUUACUUUAAUGUGUCAUGAGUUCUGCACAUUAAAUAGUCCGUGAGAAUGAGCUACUUAUUUGGAGUCAGAUUUUCGUGGGCAUGGACAUACCCAUCUGCACAGAGCUCACCUGACACCAGCGGCCAAGGCCCUGCUGAAACUCUCUUGCAGAGGAAUCAGGUUUUUGGUGUGAAGCAGAACAUGAGGCACCUUCUGAGCAGAGCGUUUCUGUAGAAGGAGUGUCACAGGUCAGGACUGCUGAGUCAGGUCUUUUCCAGAAAGCACACCCAUGUGAGAUGUGUGACCCACUCUUGAAAGACAUUUUGCACCUGGCUGAACACCAGGGAUCACACCUUACACAGAAACUGUGCACACGUGGGCUGUGUAGGAGAAGAUUCUCGUUCAGUGCAAACUUUUACCAGCACCAGAAGCAACAUAAUGGAGAGAAUUGCUUCAGAGGGGAUGAUGGAGGGGCCUCAUUUGUGAAGAGCUGUACAGUCCACAUGUUAGGGAGAUCCUUUACGUGCAGGGAGGAAGGGAUGGACUUACCAGAUAGCUCUGGCCUUUUCCAGCACCAGACCACUUACAAUAGGGUGAGUCCAUGCAGAAGGACUGAAUGCAUGGAGUCUUUCCCACACAGCUCCAGUCUCAGGCAACACCAAGGAGACUAUGAUGGACAGAUGCUUUUCAGUUGCGGUGAUGAAGGGAAAGCCUUCCUGGACACCUUUACUCUUCUUGACAGCCAGAUGACUCAUGCUGAGGUGAGACCCUUCAGAUGCCUACCAUGUGGAAAUGUGUUCAAGGAGAAAUCAGCUCUUAUUAAUCACAGAAAAAUCCACAGUGGAGAAAUAUCUCAUGUGUGUAAGGAGUGUGGAAAAGCCUUCAUUCACUUGCACCACCUAAAAAUGCACCAGAAAUUUCACACUGGAAAAAGACACUAUACAUGCAGUGAAUGUGGGAAGGCCUUCAGCCGCAAGGACACACUUGUUCAGCAUCAGAGAGUUCACACUGGAGAAAGAUCUUAUGACUGCAGUGAAUGUGGAAAAGCCUACAGCAGAAGCUCCCACCUUGUUCAGCACCAGAGAAUUCACACAGGAGAAAGGCCUUAUAAGUGCAACAAAUGUGGGAAAGCCUUUAGCCGUAAAGACACACUUGUUCAGCACCAGAGAUUUCAUACUGGAGAAAGGCCUUAUGAGUGCAGUGAAUGUGGAAAAUUCUUUAGCCAAAGCUCCCACCUUAUUGAGCACUGGAGAAUUCAUACCGGGGCAAGGCCCUAUGAAUGCAUAGAAUGUGGAAAAUUCUUUAGCCAUAACUCUAGCCUCAUUAAACAUCGGAGAGUCCACACAGGAGCAAGAUCCUACGUGUGCAGCAAAUGUGGGAAGGCCUUUGGCUGCAAAGACACACUUGUUCAGCACCAGAUAAUUCACACUGGAGCAAGGCCUUAUGAGUGCAGUGAAUGUGGGAAGGCCUUCAGCCGUAAAGACACACUUGUGCAACACCAAAAAAUCCACACUGGAGAAAGGCCUUAUGAGUGUGGUGAAUGUGGUAAAUUCUUCAGCCAUAGCUCCAACCUUAUUGUACACCAGAGAAUUCACACUGGAGCAAAGCCUUAUGAGUGCAAUGAAUGUGGGAAAUGCUUUAGCCACAACUCCAGCCUCAUUUUGCACCAGAGAGUUCACACAGGAGCAAGGCCUUAUGUGUGCAGUGAAUGUGGGAAGGCUUACAUUAGUAGCUCCCACCUUGUUCAACACAAGAAAGUUCACACUGGAGCAAGACCUUAUGAGUGCAGUGAAUGUGGGAAAUUCUUUAGCCGCAACUCUGGCCUCAUUCUGCACCAGAGGGUUCACACUGGAGAAAAGCCUUACGUAUGCAGCGAAUGUGGGAAAGCCUAUAGCAGAAGCUCCCAUCUUGUUCGUCACCAGAAAGCUCACACUGGAGAAAGAGCUCACGAGUGCAACAGUUUUGGUGGCCCUUUAGCUGCAUCUCUUAAACUUGUUUAACACCAGAAAAUUCACACAAGAGAAAGGCCUUAUGAAUGCAGAAAAUAUGUCAUCUUGUUCAUCCUCAUAGGACUCACACCAGAGCAAUGCUCUGUGAGUACCCUUUGUGAGGGAACCAUCAGCUAGCAGAUGAGCACCGUAUAUUCAUUCCACCCUGGGGAGAUUCCUGAUAAGCACCACAUAUGUGGGAGGCUUUCAUGAGGUGUGUUGCACUUUGUAACUGUCUAGAGCUCUUGAUGGAAUUAUAUCACUGCCAGUGCCUGUGGCGGAAGCCAUCUUAUUGCUACCAGCUGUGUGUGUCAAUCACUCCAUUUUGCUCAGGGAAGGCAGACUUCUGUGCUUUCUUUCCUGUUCCCUACAGGUAAUCAUGAAUAUUUUCAAGGACUUCCCCCCCCCCCCACUUCACCCCCUACCAUUGAGGGUCCUCAUCUUUUCCCUCAUGAUUAGGUUCUGAGCAAACAUGAUCUAGCUCUCACCAAAAGGACCUGAGCUAGGGUCUGCUGGGAUUUCCUGACACGAUUUUCCAUCUUCAUGGACAAUGUUAACUGUAAACGUGAUAGCUGUGACUUACUUGUCUUACUGCCAAAUCGCCCAAAUUUGGAACUGCUUGUCCCAUGCUGCUCUGAUUUAUACAGUGAUAAGGGCCUAUUGUGGCAGUCUUUACUCUUGGGGAUUUUGUUACUGUGUAGAGUGGAUUGAGAAAAGAAUUGGGUUCUGUCAUGAAGGGAGUAGCACCUUUUGUGGGCACCACCUUUAUGUGCCUCAGAGGGGACCAAAGGAUGGCAGAAAACUGUUCUCAGUCUAGUUUGACCUAAUUUACACUAUUGCCCUAGGCUUGCUAGGAAAGACUGAAAAAAUUUUUGUGCCUAACUUUGUGGCCUGGCUGCCAGGAUUUCCUGUGAGCCCAGUGAGGAGGGCAUAGUUGGUGCGAAAAUCUCCUGUGCUUGUGGAAGCAACAUAAGUUGGGUCCCUUAACUGUCACGUACUCCCCAGCACUGUUGAGGGAUUGCUGUCUUCUGUACCUGUACAGGAUCAAGUCCCUGAUAUCCAGAACCCCAUAGGCAAGUAACAUUGACUGUAAGACCUCUGUAGGGCAAUGUGAAAAUCAUGAUUGCUACAGAAGCACUGAGAUAAUGGAGUGGGGAUGACUGUGGCAAACAAAAGGAGAUUCGAACAUUCUAGAGGGGCAUCCACAAGUCUCGGUGCAGUUAUGAUGGUGUGGGAUGGGAGUGCAUAGAAAUUCUCAGGACCUUCAGACAUCUGUAUCUCCUGUGGCCAAGGCCACUGUCAGAGGAAAUAAUCUAAAUGUUUGUGGAUUCCUGUGUCUCCCUGGGCAGUUGACCUGCACAGACAGGAACCUCAGCAGUGACAGAAGAGAGAUCCAGGGAUGGGUCUUCUCUGACCCAGCCAGCAUUCCGAGUGACUGAGGUGGAUGUGGACAUCAUUGCUUACCAAUUUUUACCAACAUUGAGGCAGGGCUCACUCUCCUAAAUUGUAGGGAGAGGAAUAUGGUAAAGCCAAAAUAGUUGACAGAUCUAACUUUCCUAGUGGAACAGUAUAUAUAGAUUUUAAUGAGGAACAUUUAUUUAAUAGCUUUAUGGAGGUAUGAUUAACAUGCAAUAAACUGCAAAUAUGUAAAGUGUAAAAUGUGCUGUUUCAGCAUGUGUGUACACCUAUGAAACCACCACAGUCAAGAUAUCCAACACAACAAAAGAUUGUCCCUUUAUAAUCCUCAAUUUUUCCUUAUCUUGUUUUCCACAAUUCACAAGCAACAGCAAGCAUUUUCUAUAAUUUUAUAAAUGAAACCAUAUGGUGUGUACUUUUUAGGGGGUGGGGCUCUGGCUUUUUCAGUAAACAUAACUAUUUUAAGGUUAAUCCAUUAUCUUGUUGCAUGAAUCAAUUGUUUGCUCAUUUGUAUUGCUGCGUAGUAUUUCAGUAUUUCAUUGUAUACCACAAUUUUUCUUCUUUGUCAACUUAAUUGUUAUGGAUGUUUGGGUAACUUUCAGUUUUUGGCUAUUACAAAUAAACCUCUGAAGAUUUGUGUGCAAA
This is a messenger RNA of Homo sapiens (human), 4937 nucleotides long. RefSeq names its product zinc finger protein 304 (gene ZNF304). Gene Ontology annotation, cellular component: nucleus. NCBI's taxonomy places the organism in Eukaryota, Metazoa, Chordata, Mammalia, Primates, Hominidae. Gene Ontology annotation, biological process: negative regulation of transcription by RNA polymerase II; regulation of DNA-templated transcription; positive regulation of DNA-templated transcription. Bases 1185 to 2888 code for a protein of 567 amino acids. The transcript has 4 exons. The record is from RefSeq and is marked reviewed.